Molecule: messenger RNA, 1188 nt
Organism: Torulaspora delbrueckii
Lineage: Eukaryota; Fungi; Ascomycota; Saccharomycetes; Saccharomycetales; Saccharomycetaceae
Exons: 1
Coding region: 1-1188 (395 amino acids)
Molecular function (GO): RNA binding; RNA helicase activity; ATP binding
Source: RefSeq, a predicted model, not a curated record
AUGUCUGAAGGUAUUACUGAAGUUGAAGAAUCCCAAAUUCAAACCAACUACGACAAGGUUGUCUACAAGUUCGAUGACAUGAACUUGAAGAAUGAAUUGUUGAGAGGUGUUUUUGGUUACGGUUUCGAAGAUCCAUCUGCUAUUCAACAACGUGCUAUCUUGCCUAUCAUUGAAGGUCACGAUGUCUUGGCUCAGGCUCAAUCUGGUACUGGUAAGACUGGUACUUUCUCGAUCGCUGCUUUGCAAAGAAUCGACAGUGCUUUGAAGUCUCCACAAGCUUUGAUUUUGGCUCCAACCAGAGAAUUGGCUUUGCAAAUCCAAAAAGUUGUUAUCGCUUUGGCUUUCCACAUGGACAUCAAGGUUCACGCCUGUAUCGGUGGUACUUCUUUCCAAGAGGAUGCUGAAGGUUUGAGAGAUGCUCAAAUCGUCGUUGGUACCCCAGGUCGUGUUUUCGACAACAUCCAAAGACGUAAGUUCAAGACUGACAGCAUUAAGAUGUUCAUCUUGGAUGAAGCCGAUGAAAUGUUGUCCUCUGGUUUCAAGGAGCAAAUUUACCAAAUUUUCACUCUACUUCCACCAACUACUCAAGUUGUCUUGUUGUCUGCUACUAUGCCAAAGGACGUCUUGGAAGUUACCACCAAGUUCAUGAGAAACCCAGUUAGAAUUUUGGUCAAGAAGGAUGAAUUGACUUUAGAAGGUAUUCAACAAUUCUACAUCAACGUUGAACAAGAACUUUACAAGUACGACUGUUUGACCGAUUUGUACGACUCUAUCUCCGUUACUCAAGCCGUUAUCUUCUGUAACACCAGAAGAAAGGUCGAAGAGUUGACCCAAAAAUUGAAGGCUGACAACUUCACCGUUUCUUCUAUCUACUCUGACUUGCCACAACAAGAAAGAGAUAUCAUCAUGAAGGAAUUCAGAAGUGGUUCUUCCAGAAUCUUGAUCUCCACCGAUUUGUUGGCUAGAGGUAUCGAUGUUCAACAAGUCUCCUUGGUUAUCAACUACGACUUGCCAACUAACAAGGAAAACUACAUCCACAGAAUCGGUAGAGGUGGUCGUUUCGGUAGAAAGGGUGUUGCCAUCAACUUCGUUACCAACGAAGAUGUUGGUGCUAUGAGAGAAUUGGAAACUUUCUACUCUACUCAAAUUGAAGAAUUGCCAUCCAACAUUGCUGAGUUGUUCACUUAA